UAGCGGUCACGCUGAAUCUGCCCAAUCGCAGGAAAAAAGGGCAGCCCACAGUUUCCAUCUGAUGAGCAGUAGAUCCAGAGUCAUUGCGCCAACCGGAUAUUGUAGAUACAAGCCCUCUCCUUUUCUCAGCCUCCGAUACUCUACUUACACAACUAGACGUCUACACGGAAGAGAAGUUUGAAGACGAGCAGGAUAUGCGUGAGCGCGCGCGCGACCUGAUGAGUCGAUCGCAAGAAAGGGGGUCAUCGGAGUCGACGUUGGAGAACCUUCGGACUCCGCGUCGAGUUCUAUCGCUGAUCGAGAGCUCGAUUCUCUUAGGACUCAGUAUGAGGGACUGAGCAAUGAGCGUACGGAGCUGAGGAACAAGCUAAAAUAGGUAAACCGCAGAGAUGAACACGCUGAACGCUGAAGAGUCUACCGCUGAAUCCGCAAGUUCUCAACACCAAUUCCAGCAGUGAGAGCGGGCGUGUCCCGAUCCCCUGUCAUGGCCGUGGGCUUCGCACGGGCGACAUGGGGGAGCUAGUGGCCUUGCUCGAGCCGCUGUUCAUCGAUGUGGUCGAGAGCGUGCGGAGGCUUGGUGUGUUUUCUAGACGGGUGGGUAUUCGUGCGGAGCACCCGGCUGCUUUUGCGCCUCGGAACAAGCCAUGACGGGCUAUUUUGAUGUCGAGUCCGAUGAGCAUCGACCGAAGAUCCUCUUAGACGCGGCUGUGUUACACGGGCCUAGCAUCAUCUCCUGGUGGCUCCAACCGACUCUUCCGUCCCCAGAACCGGGCAUUCUGGGUGGUUAUCACUGGUUCUCGGUCGAAGAUUCCGACUCAGACUGGCCUCUGGUCAUCGUGCAGCUCACGUCCGCACUCACAAUGUCUGGCUUGCCGUCAUGGUGUUCUCCUGCCUAUCCCUUCUGGGCGGGGCGACUAACGCAGCUCUCGAUGAGGCGGACAUGCCUGAGGAAGCGUCCCGAGUGGACAAAUGACCGUCAGCACCGUCCUAUCGCGCCACCACAGACGGCGUCUAUGGUCGUGAUAUGAGAUUUUCUCGGAUGUAGAUACAGACUUCACGAUUGAAAGCUGAGCAGGACACACCAUCCUCGAGCGCUGGGUCUGAUGCAAAAGUGUGCGGGCAGGCAAAACCGGAAUGCGAGAGAAGCUGACAAUCGCUGUGAGAUCUGGAGAUUCGUGUUCGAGUCUCGGCCCGUUAUUACCUACCUAGGAGCCUCAAGUGGUCGGCCGGGCGAACACAUCUGAAAACAUGCAACAAUGUUGAGCCCAACUCGAAAACCACACCACUCAACUCAGGAUUAUCUUGCCCAAGCCGUUCCGGCAGUUGCACAAGUCCUAGCUGUAAGCCUCGACAUCGAAACAUCCUGCUUUGUGUGCUUAAUGGCGAGCGUCCAGGCCGAUGCGUCAGACAAAGCCCAUGCUCGAGAAUAAGAUUACAAAUGUGGGUCCCAUGAUUGAGGUGUAGGAGUCCUAGGAGCUGAUCGGGCGAUUCGAUACCAUCAGUGAAACAUUGUCAAGUGUUAUCGACGUUGGUUGCUUUCGACGUUCUACUCUGGGCUAGUUGAGCGUCUAUACUUGGACUCCUGGUCUGCACUCGCUGGAACAACACUCCUGAACUGACGAGAUAGACUACGGGAUCUUUCCAUGCGCACCCGUGCAACUGUCCGUUUGUGGAAUGCUAUCAUCGAGCAAUAGCUACGAUCCGACCACCACAGGGUCUAUUACGACUUGCAAAUCAGGACACAGCUUUACACGCUUCCAGUCUUCACGCGCCAGUCUGCAGCAUCCGGAACUGCUCGGAUAGAAAGCUCUCGACGAUCGAACUGAGACAAGGGAACAGAUGUAUGCGCGUCUACUGAGACUCCCGUCUCUACCCCUCGCUCUUCCUACCAUUGCUGCGCACAAUCCAUCGUUCUCUUCACAAUGCCACCAUCCACCCCAAUCCGUCCGCGCUCUCUGCCUUCUGCGCAACUGCCUGAUCUGACGGGGACAACGGUCGAGAAUGGCAGGCUCCAGCUUCUCGCGCUCCUCGGCACCGGCGGCUUCGCCAAGGUUUACAAAGCUUUCGACACGCUCUCUUCAGACUAUCAUGCAGUCAAGUGUCUGGCCCGCCGCGAGCCGGGCUCGCGGGGCGACAUCAACCUUCGACACGAGAUCCGGAACCACACGCAAGUCUCACAUCUGCCCGGUGUCGUUACGCUCCACCGGUCAUUUUUCGAAGGCGCGUACAUCUUCAUUGUGCUUGAGCUAUGUAAUAUGGAUUUGCACCGGCUCGUCAUCGACCAACAGCGGUGCGCUGGGCGUCCGGACGUCGCGAAGCGGAUCUUCCUAGAGAUCGUGGAUGCGCUGGAUGCGUGCCAUGCGGCGGGCGUGUCUCACCGGGACCUGAAGCCGGGGAACAUCUUGUGCGAUGCGGAUGGGCGCAACAUUCGACUGGCCGACUUUGGCGUAGCAACCCGCGCAGCAGAGUCGACGCAAUUUGGCGUGGGCACACCUGUGUUUGCGAGUCCUGAGAGUCUGGACCGGGACCGAGAGAGUUACUCGACGCGCGGCGCCGAUAGCUGGGCUCUGGGUAUCAUCUUCAUCGCAUUGCUGACGAGCAGUCUGCCGUGGAGAGUCCCAGUCGACAGCGACCGUCGAUUUGCCGCGUACCGAUCGGACCCCGCCAAUCUCCUCCGCCGCAUGCUGGACCUCACUCCCGCAUUCAGUUGCCUGCUCAACCGCAUCUUCCAUCCCAACCAAAGACGCAGACCGGGCCUCCAGCAGUUGCGCACGGAUGUUCUGUCGAUGGAUCGGUUCCUCGUUGGGUCGUCAUCUAGACAACGCGUGUCCAAAUCGCACCCCCGUUCUCCACAUUCGUCACCUAGGAUUGGCGCGAUCGUAUUCAAGCCGAAUCCCAUGUACGCCGUGGCUGCUGUAGUCCCCCCGCCGGUGAACAGCGAGCAGCCUUCCCC
Messenger RNA from Mycena citricolor, 2953 nucleotides. The record is from the annotation of a GenBank genome assembly. Lineage: Eukaryota; Fungi; Basidiomycota; Agaricomycetes; Agaricales; Mycenaceae.